CGUGAGUGAUUGCUCAGCCUUAAAAGUGUCAUCACCUUAACAAAACAAAUUCCAAGGUGCAAUUGUUUAUAUCGAAAUGUCCAACCAGGAGACCCAGGUUUCCAGCCUCCCGAUGCCGCCGGAGCGGUACAUCGCCAACUACACGGAGGAAAACAUAAGGCGCAACCGAGCGCCCCGCCCACCGCCGCCGCCCUCGCAGCACGAAGUUUACAGCAUGUUCGGUAUCCAGUACAACAACGACGAAAUGAUCCGGAGUCUCGAGUCCCAGAACAUCAAACGCCUGAUCCCUAUUCACUUCGACCGGCGCAAGGAGCUCAAGAAGCUCAACCAUUCCCUGCUGGUCAACUUCCUGGACCUUAUCGACUUCCUCAUCCUAAAUCCUGACAGUCCGCGACGCACAGAGAAGAUUGACGAUCUGAGUCUGCUAUUCGUUAAUAUGCAUCACCUGCUGAACGAGUUCCGACCCCAUCAGGCGAGGGAAACACUACGCGUCAUGAUGGAAAUGCAAAAGCGGCAGCGCGUGGAGACCGCCACCCGUUUCCAAAAGCACUUAGAGCGAGUGCGGGAAAUCGUGAACACCGCCUUCUCAGCGCUUCCGGUUUUGGGUGAUGAUGACGAGAGUGGCGGGGCAAAGAUUAAAACGGAGGUAGAUCCCUUGGAGGCAAACGCUGCGGCCAAAAAUGAUCCCAGCUAUCAGCACGAUCGUAUGUUGUGUAAGCUCGUGGACGCCAUCGAAUGAGCUGACAAAAGACUGGACAUCAUUGCGAACGGCUUAAAAAAAGAGCUCCUCAUAUUUAUAACUGCUUUUAGUGUAAGAAAUAAAACCCCAAUUGUGUGAUGAGAAUCUUCCA
Molecule: messenger RNA, 851 nt
Organism: Drosophila rhopaloa
Lineage: Eukaryota; Metazoa; Arthropoda; Insecta; Diptera; Drosophilidae
Gene: MED7
Product: mediator of RNA polymerase II transcription subunit 7
Exons: 2
Coding region: 77-739 (220 amino acids)
Biological process (GO): regulation of transcription by RNA polymerase II
Cellular component (GO): mediator complex; core mediator complex
Molecular function (GO): transcription coregulator activity
Source: RefSeq, a predicted model, not a curated record